UUGACAGUAGCGAGCUGGUACCCCGACCGACUGCCAAAGCUGUACUUGUAUUUGAGUGUGCGGAGAAAUAGCAAUCGUACAGUCAUUGAGCACCCUGAAAUCGCCAAGGACGGAUAUUUUAUUCGAAGUUUUUAUGAUGUAGCAGAAUGGAAAUACCAGUGCAAAGCUCUUUAAACUGGUGCUGCAUAAAGACGUGGCUGCAAAUUGCACUAAGAAAGUGACAUUGAAAGGAACAAUAUGUUUGCCAAAUUGAAGAAGAAGAUUGCAGAGGAGGCGGCCACAGCACCAAAGAGUGGUGUUCGUAUACCCCGCACCAUCAGCAAGGAAUCCAUCACCUCAGUGGGGGCAGACUCAGGGGAUGACUUUGCAUCUGAUGGCAGCAGCUCCAGGGAUGACCUGCCCGCCCAGCUCCUCAGAAGAAACGAUCAGAUCAGGAAGCUGGAGGCCAAGCUAUCAGACUACGCUGAGCAGCUACGAAUUAUGCAGAAGACCAAGGACAAGCUUGAAAUUGCAUUAGAAAGGCAUCAGGAUUCAUCCAUAAAGAAACUUCAAGACCAGAAUGAAUCUCAUCAGGUCAGCAGAGCCAAAAUGGCAGAGGGGAUGACUUUGGCUUUGGAAAAGAAGGAUCAGGAAUGGAUGGAGAAGAUGGCCAGUGUAGAAAAGGAGAAGGCUGCCAUGUCAGCCCGGCUAGAGGAGAUGAUGGAACAAAGCUUAGCACUCUUCCAGAAAAGAGAUGACCUGGAUGAACUGGAGGGCUUUCAGCAGCAGGAGCUCGCUAAAGUUAAGCACAUGUUGCUGAGGAAGGAGGAGUUGCUGAGCCAACAGGAGCGAGAGAUUCAGCAAAGAGAGGCUGAAGUUCAAUCAGCAAAACGAGGACUGUCAGAAGCUCGGAGGAAACUCCAGGCUCUGGAACAGCAGCAUGAGGAGAGCUGCAGACUCAACUCUGAGCUUGAAAUAGAGCGAGAAGAACUGCUGCUGCUUAGAGAGGAGGCAGACAAGAAGAUCAGUGAGCUGGAGGGACGAUGCCAGGAGCUGCAGUCAGUUAUCCAGCAGGUCUCUGAAGACUUCCAGAAGUCGCAGAUUAUGGCGUCAACUUUAGACAAGUCCCUUCAUGAAUUACAGACUGAACAUGAUGCCCUGAAGUUGCAACAGCAAAAGGCUGCUGUGAUGGAAGAAGACAAGGAGCGACUGUUGGUGGACCUUCAGAAGAAAGUAACCUCCUUGGAGAGACGGCUGCAAGGGAACCUGAGCCAGGAUGAGCAUCUGCAGGAGUUUCUCCAGGAGAAGUCUAGCCUGGAGCAAAGUCUGGAAGAGACCAGAGCAGAGCUGCUGGCUGUGCGGACAAACCAUGCGGAUACUGUCAGCUCUUUGGAGACACAGGUAUCCAAAAUGAGCUGUAGUAUUACAGAGCUGCAGACUCUUCUCCGACACAAAGAUGAGUCCUCCAGGGCCUACAAGGAGAGAACAGACACACAAAUAGCCAACCUGGAGCAGCAAGUUUUAGAGAGCAGUGAGAGACUGAAGAGCACAGAGCAGCAAAUCACAGAGAAACAGCAGCACAUUGAUAAACUGCAAAGAGAGUGGAGUGAAGAGAAAGCCUUUCUGGACCAGCAGGUGUGCUUGUUAGAGCAGCACAAUCAGAAGAAUGUCAGCCAGCUGGAAGAAAGCAUCACUUCUUUACAGACAGACAAACAGAAACUGCUUGACACAGUGGCUGACCUGAACAAGCAGAUGGACAAGGUAAACUCCACUCUGAAGGAGCAGACAGAAGAACUGGAGCAAUGCAAGGCAGAGCUAAACAGUCGGCAGACAGUGAGUACAGAGAUUGCCAAAGCCCUGGAAGAAACCAGACGACAGAAGGAAGAGCUGCAAACACAGGUUGGAGAGCUGACAACAUCUCUACAGAACUCACAGCAGGAACUGACCACUGCCGCUAAGAAGCUUGUCCUGAGAGACGAAGACGUCGAAACACUCCAGAUUGAGGUGCAGAGUCGGCAGACCUCACUGGACCAGCUGCAGGAGGAGACUGAGCGGCUGCGAGCCCAGCUGGAGCAGAUGGAGCGGGACAAAGACUCCCAGCUGAUCAGCCUGAGGGAGGAGCUGCUCAGCCAGACACAGCAGCUAGACAGCUGCCAGGCGCGGAUCUCAUACCUGGAGGUGGAGGUGGAAACACUGACAGAACAGCUUCACAGUCCUGAAGUGUGUGAAGAGGAUCAGAAUGGCAGUGUGACCAUGGAUGAUCUGGAUCACAUCCAGAAAGUUAACAGAGAGCUGGAGCAGCAGCUCAGUGACAAGAACAGGACCAUUAAGCAGCUGCAGCAGAGACUGGCGGAACUGAAAAGAACUCUGCAGAAAGAACUGAAAAUAAAGCCUGAGCCAGAAGUUGAAGGAAAGGAGAAGUUGCCAGAAAGCCGAGCUGAAAAACAGGAGAGGGUUUGUUCAGACCCCCCGCUGGCAUCCACCCCAAGCCCCCCGACCUCCAACACCACAGUGACCAACACCUCAGACCUCAACGACUCACGAGAAAUCAACUUUGAGUAUCUCAAGCACGUCGUCCUCAAGUUCAUGUCAUCCAGAGAAGCUGAGGCAUAUCAGCUAAUACGAGCUGUGUCUGUGCUGCUAAAUUUCACUCGUGAGGAAGAGGAUAUGCUGAAGCAAACUCUGGAGUACAAGAUGUCCUGGUUUGGAUCCAAACCUUCUCCAAAGGGUAUCAUCCGGCCUUCAAUCUCAGGCGCUUCGACUCACUGGAGCUGAUGAGCACCAGUAAGAGCUGAAGUGAUGGAGAGAAAGGACAGAAAGGGCCACCUCCAGGAAAAAAAAAAAAACGGUCCUUCCAGUGUGGCUCCCAUCACUGAGCAGGACUCUAGCUUUAAUCUUGAACAGCCUCCCACAGUUGUUCUCUGGCGCUUUGUGAAAAUAACAGUUUUUUGCUCCAUGGGGACGGUGAAGGGGCCUGCACAUGUUUGGGGGAUAAAGGCUUAUUCAUAAUCAGCUGUUGAUUUUAAAAUGACAUUAUUUUCUUGUCAGUUGCUGAGGCAGACCAGCUUUUGUCCACUGUCUCAUUUUUCUUUCAACAUAUGACACAAAUCUGAUGUUUUCUAGUCAGUGUUAACAGCAAAAAAAAGUGAGUUCGCAUGUAAGAAAAUGAGACACAACAUCAGACAGAAAUAACAGAAUGACUUGACUGUUAUUUUAGGGACUGCCUCACUUCUGCCCUCUUUUUGUUGGGAUAAGCAUCAAAACAUGAUGCAGCUGUCUUCACUGGACAGAUGGUGCAGCCUUCGAUUGCUGAAGGACCUAUUAGCAUGUUACUUGGGUAAUCUUUCAUUUUAAUGACAGAGGGCUUCUUUAGUGAAAAUGUGUCAUUUUAAGGAUCUGUGCAGGAUACUGAAGCUAUCUUUUCUUCUGUAUCAAUGAGAGUUUAUUUAAUACUGUCAAAUUGACAUAAAUAGUUCACACUGGUGACAAAGGACCUUACUUGUUUAUUUGUUAACCCAUAUCAAUUUCACUUAAGUAUCAACGUUCUCUGAACAGUCAAGGGAAUCCAAGCGGCAUAAAUGUCCAAUCGCACCCCCAUAUCCCAGAGUUUUCUGGAGAAAUUAACACGUUGCAUCAAUACCAUCAUGAACACUGAAAUGUAACUGAUGCCCUUUUGCCACUUCAUUGAUAUCAGCAUUUGACAAAUUUGACAGGGAUAUUGCAUAUCAGAAUAAAUCAGUCAAUUUUUGUUAAGGAUCUGUUAAAUUUGAUUACAAAGAAUUUUGGUCUCUUUGGUGGACAAACUAUGUAACAGGAACACGUCGGCAUUUCUGUACUACAUUUUUUUGUUUCUACUUAAUAUAUAUAUAUGCCAGCAUACGUGUGGUAAACUGAAAUCUCAAAGGCCCUAGACAAAGAAGCAUUUAGAACUAAAGAUUUAAUACUAAUGUGUAUCAAAAGCUAACAGCUAGGCCAUUGGCCUACUUUUACAAUGAGUUGACCCUCCAAGUGCACCUUGUUCUCAGAACCUUCUUCUGUCACUUGGUUUGGUAGACAGUUAUCUAACAGUAACCCUAAAUGAAACCACCUGUCAGCUAAAAUGAUUGACUAGUAGAGGUUGUUGUUGAAUUGUAAAUUAAUCAGAAGUAGUGCCUGUGGGGCCCAGUUCAGGGUAAAAAAAAAAACACACAGGGGGUGUACAUGCAGACUGUUGUAGGUCCUUUAACACUAGUGUGAAUGAAAUGGGCUGUAUUUUUACAGUUGGACAAUGUUAACAGUGUGAUAAUAAAAGUAAAUGCUAUGUACAUGAUUGGAGGACAUGCUCUACCUUUACCUGCCUUUGCUAAUUUAAAUGAAAGUACAUUCCACAUGUCUAUUUAUAUAUAUAGAAAUUUGUACAUACUGUAUGCAUUGAGAACUUUAUAAAUCAGUGGAUGUAAAUGGUUUGAUGUGACCAGUUUGCAAUAUUUAUCAUCAUCAUAGACCUGAACCCAUACAUGUUUCUGCCUCAGCUUGUCACUCAGUCCCUCUACCCAUCCCUAUCCCCACUCCUGAGUGUGAUGUCUGUCACAACACUUGUUUUUUUUGCCAUUUAAAGUUGUAUCUGUUUUAUUCAUUCUUUGUAUAUUGGGUUGCACGAGUACAUCUGUGAAUGCAGAAUUGUCAUAAUCUUGUGUUACUAAGGACAGGUAGCAGACUGAUGUGGUCACACAGACUCCAGUGGGUAAUAUACUGUCUCCAUGAGAAUCAAAGAAACAGUGAAUGCACUUUUUAAACCUGAUUGAUUCUGUGUGUUAAACCCUAAAACAAAACUGUACAAUCACUACAGCUGUUCUUCUUUUGCUUUUUAUGAUUUGAAGAUUGCUGCCACUUUAGUGGUUUCCUUUCCCACCUUUAUUAAAAAUAAACCCAAAAUUAUAAAAUCACA
This is a messenger RNA of Stegastes partitus (bicolor damselfish), 4906 nucleotides long. RefSeq names its product golgin A1 (gene golga1). The record is from RefSeq and is a predicted model, not a curated record. Bases 238 to 2754 code for a protein of 838 amino acids. NCBI's taxonomy places the organism in Eukaryota, Metazoa, Chordata, Actinopteri, Pomacentridae. Gene Ontology annotation, cellular component: Golgi apparatus. The transcript has 25 exons.